Eremothecium cymbalariae DBVPG#7215 is the source of this 1365-nucleotide messenger RNA. RefSeq names its product Brl1p (gene BRL1). Lineage: Eukaryota; Fungi; Ascomycota; Saccharomycetes; Saccharomycetales; Saccharomycetaceae. The coding region runs from base 1 to 1365 and encodes 454 amino acids. The transcript has a single exon. The record is from RefSeq and is a predicted model, not a curated record. Gene Ontology annotation, biological process: lipid homeostasis; nuclear envelope organization. Gene Ontology annotation, cellular component: nuclear membrane; nuclear envelope.
AUGAUGGAUGAAUUUUGUCAGUUAUCCAUUGCAGGACAGGAGGAAGAAAAUAAGGUUGGAUGUGCAGAAGAUACGUUACAGGGUUUGGAUCUUUCGGCAAUUUCCAAAUUAACUCUUAAUGAUUCUAAUGGAGGGGCAGUUAAUGGUGAUAAUGAAAGCAUGAGUAUGAUGCCUAUUGGUAUGAUGACGAAAGUAAUGUCGCAUUUCCCAAAUUCUCCUUCUCCUUUACGGCAAACGAUUGCUUUGGUGGAUAAUACGAGUGAUGAGAUGGAUAUUGACCCGGAAGAGCCGGCGUCGCAAAGUUUAAAGUGUGAAGAUGAGGAUUUGUUAGAUGAUUUACAGGAGACUACAGAUUACCAAGAACAGGUGGGGUCGCAGUUGAAGCAAGAGGAAGAAGGUGGGAGUACGGGCUCCGUGAUUAAAGCAUUGUUUUCGCCAACAACAUUGGGUGUUGCAGCUGCAACACGGGAGCUUGAAGGUAUAGCGAGUCCAAGGGUUGUUAGCCCUACUGCGGGUUCUAAUGAUUUGAGUUGUAACAGAACUCUUUCUUCUCGUUCAGACCUACCGAAAGAACCCAAUGGUGCUGGAUACACUUCUGGAAGAAAUAUAGAUCUUUACGAUGAACAGUUGCAAGAGCUAAAGCGUAGAUUUUACAGUGGAUCUGUUCAGGUUCAAGUGAACAAUCAUCAUUACUACUACCCUACCCCUUCCUCUGCAACAACCCACACGUAUUACAAAGAGAAAUUAGCACAUCCCUAUCAACUUCCAGUGCCUUGGUCCCGUCGAUCGCAUCCAGUCUCUAAACACUCCUAUGCUCUCACAUCAUACUUGCAACUUGCCUUGAAUUCUAUCACCGCGUUCGUAUUCGGAUUCUUCUUACUAUCAUUUUUUAAAGCCCUCAAAUCUGACCUCCAAUCCACUUGGAGGCACACCCAACACGAACUUGACUACGAGUCCAGGCUUUGCAAACAAAACUACAACGCUAACCUCUGUGAUCCUAACACAAGAGUACCCGCUCUAGAACUGAAAUGCAUCGAGUGGGAGAAAUGCAUGAUACGAGAUAACAACAUUUUCUUUAGAGCUCGCUCAACUCUUAGCGCCAGAUUGCUUGGUGAUGUUAUAAAUUCCUUCAUUGAACCACUAGGAUGGAAAGCACUAGUAUCCAUUCUAAUCGGAGCCCUCAUAUGGUCCUUCAGCUCCAACUUCAUCCUUGGCUUCGCCCGAGCAAAAAGCUACUAUGGCUCUGCAAAGCUCGCCCCUCUCACUGAACCACCCGCGCAUUCACCAGUACCCAUCUCCUUGGCUGCACCACAUAAUUACGUCGCCUCUGACGCUGCUUCUCCAUCCACUGCAGAAAUAUCCUGA